This is a messenger RNA of Ahaetulla prasina, 4754 nucleotides long. It is a transcript of the gene DNAJC10, whose product is annotated as DnaJ heat shock protein family (Hsp40) member C10. Gene Ontology annotation, cellular component: endoplasmic reticulum. Gene Ontology annotation, molecular function: disulfide oxidoreductase activity. Gene Ontology annotation, biological process: protein folding in endoplasmic reticulum. Lineage: Eukaryota; Metazoa; Chordata; Lepidosauria; Squamata; Colubridae. The transcript has 24 exons. Bases 1011 to 3407 code for a protein of 798 amino acids. The record is from RefSeq and is a predicted model, not a curated record.
GUUGAAAGUCCACUACUCUUCAAGGAGCGAAGUUUGAACACCCCUGCAUCUAAGCCAACACAGCAAAGCUAAAAGUAAAGCCAGAAAAGGGGCUAUUCAUUGCCCAGGUACAAAAGAGGUGGUGGUGGGGAAUAUCAUGUCUUUACAGCAUGGAAGUAGUCGUUUUAACCAGUGGAACAGCUCACUUUCAGAAGUGAUGGGUGGCUUCAUCCCUGGAGUUGUGGUUUUUUGUUUUCUGUUUUUUUUUAAGAAGAGACCUGACAGUCACUUUGUCUGAAAUGGCAUAGGAUCUUCCUGCUUGAGCGGGGUGGGGGUGGGGGUUUGGACUAGAAGACCUCCAAGGUCCCUUCCAGCUCUAUUCGGAUUCUGGUUUGAGCAACUACUAACUACUUGUUAUCUUUUCUUUUAUGUGCACUGAGAGCGUAUGCACCAAGACAAAUUCCUUGUGUGUCCAAUCACACUUGGCCAAUAAAAAAUUCUAUUCUAUUCUAUUCUAUUCUAUUCUAUUCUAAUUAGGACAAAGAAGCCCUCCCCUCCCGCACCAGCCCUCCCGGUCAAUCGCAUCGGGUUUUUGUCAGGUUUACUUCGGAGUAAAUGCCGCAAGGAGGCAUUCGCUUCGGAAGAAGCAAAACCAGCGGAAGAGGAGGCCGCGAUCUCGCUGGUUAGCGCCGGCGUUGGCUUCGGAGCAGCCAUGCGGAGCGGCCUGCCUUGGCUGCCCUGCGCUUCCUCCUCCAGAGCGACUUUGGUGAACUACACGUGAGUGCAUUUGCUCAUUUCCUGUAGCCACACGCUUCAUCUGAAUCUUGUAAAGCUGCUUUGCUGGAGUGCUUCUGCCUUUGAACCACAGGAAUAAAUAGGCCCAGUCUACUUAAGAAGCAUACAUUUCUAUGCCUGGAUUAUGACAGCAAAAAUCCUACAAGAAGCUUCUUCAGAAAUAUAUGCAAUCCAGGUUACAUCAGAGUGAGAGCUGUUAAGUCUGUUGUGAAGCAUACUCGACUAAGAUAUUCAUAAUGGAGAUCUCAUUUCCCAAAAGACAAUGUGUCAGAGAUUUUAUAAAAAUUGUCUCCUUGUGUUUCAUUUUAAUAUGGCUUGUAGCUUUAGUUGACCCAACUCAAGAUUAUUACAGUUUACUUGGAAUAUCCAAAGAAGCAACAAGUAGGGAAAUUAGGCAGGCUUUCAAAAAGUUGGCUCUAAAGCUGCAUCCUGAUAAGAACCAGAACAAUCCAGAGGCACAUGAAAAUUUCUUGAAAAUAAACCGAGCAUAUGAAGUAUUAAAAGAUGAAGAUCUGAGAAAGAAAUAUGAUAAAUAUGGUGAAAAGGGUCUGGAAGAUCACCAGGAAGGAGGUCGCUAUGAAAGCUGGCACUUUUACCGCUAUGAUUUUGGUAUCUAUGAUGAUGAUCCUGAAAUCAUAACAUUAGAUAGAGGAGAAUUUGAUGCUGCUGUUGGUUCUGGAGAACUGUGGUUUGUAAAUUUCUAUUCUCCUCGAUGUUCACAUUGCCAUGAUUUAGCACCCACGUGGAGAGAAUUUGCUAAAGAAAUGGAUGGAUUAAUACGCAUUGGCGCCGUCAACUGUGGUGAUAACAGAAUGCUUUGCCGGAAUAAGGGAAUCAAUAGCUACCCCAGCCUCUACGUCUUCAAAAGUGGAAUGAAUCCAGUAAAAUUUUAUGGUGACAGAUCAAAGGAGAGUUUAACAAAUUUUGCCAUGCAAUAUGUCACAAGCACGGUGACAGAAUUAUGGGCAGGAAAUUUUGUUAACACUGUUGAAACUGCAUUUGCUUCUGGUAUUGGCUGGUUAAUUACAUUUUGUACUGAACAAGGAGAUUGUUUGACUUCUCGAACACGCCUUAAACUGGCUGGCAUGUUGGAAGGCCUGGUUAAAGUAGGCUGGAUGGACUGUGCCACCCAGGGUGAGCUUUGUGAUAGUUUGGAUAUCUCAUCUAGCACAACAGCGUAUUUUCCACCUGGAGCCACCUUAACUAAUAAAGAGAAAGGAGGUGUUUUGCACCUGAACUCCUUAGAUGCAAGAGAAAUAUAUUUGGAAGUCAUGAAGCACCUUCCAGACUUCGAUACAAUCCUGGCAUCUACUUUAGAGGACCACGUGGCCCACCAUCGAUGGUUAAUAUUCUUUCAGUUUGGCAAAAACAGCAAGUCAGAUUCCCAUGACCUUAAGAAGCUAAGUGUUCUCCUUAAAGCUGAAAAUAUUCAAGUUGGGAAGUUUGACUGUCUUACUGCUGCUAAUAUUUGUAACAGUCUGUAUGUUUAUGAACCAUGUGUAGUGGUCUUUAAAGGACGGGGAAUGGAUAACUAUGAAAUCCACCAUGGGAAAAAUAUUCUAUAUGAUUUAGUGGCCUUUGCCAAGGAGAGCGUGAAUUCCCACGUCAUUACACUUGGACCUCAAAAUUUUCCUGGCAAGGAGAAAGAACCAUGGCUUGUUGAUUUUUUUGCACCUUGGUGUCCUCCUUGCCGGGCUUUAUUGCCAGAACUGAGGAAAGCAUCAAAGCAUCUGUAUGGCCAACUCAAGUUUGGGACAUUGGAUUGUACAGUUCAUGAAGGGAUUUGUAAUUUGCACAACAUUAGAGCUUAUCCAACCACUGUGGUAUUCAAUCAGUCUCACACGCAUGAAUAUGGAGGACAUCACUCAGCUGAACAGAUCUUAGAGUUUAUUGAGGAUCUUAUGAACCCUUCAGUGAUAUCCCUAACACCAGAUACCUUCGCUGAGCUAGUGAAGAAAAGGAAGAAUAACGAAAUCUGGGUGGUUGAUUUUUAUGCCCCGUGGUGUGGUCCAUGCCAAGCUUUAAUGCCAGAAUGGAAGAAGAUGGCAAGGUUGCUGAAUGGACUGAUUGUAGUCGGUAGUGUGGACUGCCAAAAAUAUUUUUCUCUGUGUCAUCAAGAAAAUAUUCAAGGCUAUCCUGAAAUCAGGCUGUUCCCACAAAAAUCGGCUUCCUCUUAUCAGCACUAUAGCUACAAUGGCUGGCAUCGAGAUGCCUAUUCAUUGCGAAGAUGGACACUUGGUUAUCUGCCUCAAGUGUCUCUGGACCUGACACCUCAGAGCUUCAGUGAUAAAGUUCUGAAUGGAAAGGAGCAUUGGGUCAUUGACUUUUAUGCGCCUUGGUGUGGCCCUUGCCAAAAUUUUGCUCCAGAGUUUGAGAUACUUGCAAAGACUGUUAAAGGAAAAGUGAAAGCUGGCAAAGUUGACUGCCAAGCCUAUGCACAUACGUGUCAAUCUGCGGGCAUCAGAGCCUAUCCCACAGUUAAAUUUUAUCCUUAUCAAGGAACAAAGAAAAAUAUUUUGGGGGAGCAGAUUGAAAGUCACGAUGCAAAAGUCAUAGCCGAACUACUGAUGGAGAAAGUGGAAAGCCUUAAAAAAAAGAAAAAACAAUCUUCCAGAAAAAAGGAUGAACUCUAAAUUAAGAAGUGGAUUCAAAUCUGCAGCAGUGGUCUGAUCAGAUCAUGUUCCUCAAGAAGAAAAGGAAAUGCACUGAAAUUCCUGGGCACGUGAAUCUUCUAUGACUAUUAAGGAACAUGCUCUGAAUCAUCCAAAGUGUACAUUUAGUAACAGAGACGUCAACUCCAGCAACCAGUUUGGCACCCUAACUGCAUCUCAGGAAGGCUGUUCUUCUUUGAUUGUGGACAUGGGACUUGAUAGGUAGUGGGGGUUUUUUUCUUUUUUCUUUCCACCUUCCGAAUCGUACUCUAGAGAAUCGUCUUUUCUUAUGUUGAAAAAAGAACCUCAAUAAGAUGGCAGGUGAACAGUCUUUUCUUCAAGAUAGAAAGACUAAGCAAAUCUCUUCGUCUCUGAGGGAAAAAGACUGAACUCCGGUUUUACUGUUAGUGCGCUUUGUCAAGGAUUCACUGAGUAAGCUAAAGAUCUAGGAAUAAUCAAUUCCCUUUAACAUUCGACCCUCUUUAUGUAGAAUAUGAGUUAUCCCAACUUCUAGACUAUGUUGAAGAGCACUCAGAUCAUCACAAACAACUACAUGAAGAUUUCAGUGCAUGGCAGCUAAGAGAAAACCAUGCUUGGUGGUUGGUGGAACAUUUUCUGGAACAUCACUGUAAGUGUUCAAAGAGCAAUGACAUUGUCUCUAGGAUCAUACAGUGAGCUCAGUUCAGCAGCUGGCAGUACAAGCACAAGGUUGCAGUGUUGCAAGCUAAAGCAGUUUGGUUUUUCAUCCCAGGCUAAAGAGUUUCCUUCUGCAGAUGGUAAUAAUAUAUCUAAGAACAUUAAUGGACAGAGGGAUUACCCAUCGUGGCUUCUGUCAUGAUCACUUGAAGCGACAGGGAGAUAAUAUUGGCAUGGAAAUUCAUUGGUUUCAGCAAAACAUGUUUCCAGGUAAGCAACUAUAGAAGACCAGCUUAAAGCUUUUGACAUCAAAGCAGAUACACAUUUUAAAAAGCAAGCCCAUAGGAAGAUAUAGCUGGAUGGAAUUUUUCCAGUUCAGAGUACACCUUUUUACAGUUUGUGCCACAGCAGAAUUAUUCUGUUUUUUUAGAACAGGAUAGUCAAACCUGCGUCUGAGACGCACAGUGUGCUUUGUUGCCAGCCUACUCCUAUGUCUUAAGAAGCAGAAUUAUAAAACAUAAAUAUAUAUUUCAAGUGCCUUCCGAACAUUUACUGAUGGUUAUGGUUAACUUUUGUGAAGCUUGUAAUAUUGGGAACCUACUUGAGAUAGUCUUAUUAGACUUGUUCAAGGAUUGAGAACAGUGUCCUUGAUGUAUACCCUUACAGUAUAAUAAAUACUCGUCUGAUGCCAGA